UUGCUUGUGACAGACACCGUAGAACAGUUCCGAACAAAACCCUAAUCAUGACGAGUCGUUGUAGAGUGCUAUUCUCGAGGACGCUGGGUCCUCGGUUUCCAAAGUACGUCGGUAGUAACCGUCGAGCCCUGUCGAUGGAUGGCAGUGGCGGCGCUCACAAACCGGACAAGGACAAUGCCAUCCCCAGCAACGGUCGCAGUGAUCCAACGGCAGGAGUGGAACCUCCUUCCACCUACAAGACUAGACUUCGGCAACUUAUGGGAAAAUCACUCCAGCCACCAGGUACGUGAGAUUUGGAUACCUUUCCGUCAAUCGGAACCUUUCGUGUCCCCUGCACUCCUGGCAUACGACACACACCGUUAGAUAUACACAAACAUUCUUGGACGUGAGUACUGACGCAUUUUACUGUGGUCUCGGUUGCUUUACUCGCUCUACUUUACACACACACACGCGCAGCCGGACGCUUGUGGGCACCCGACGUUCUCAGCGACGAUGAAGACGACGACAACGAUUACCGCCAAUUCAUUCCGCAGAUUGCCUUACACGAAGGAGACGGCCGCGCACGUAAGCGUGUUUUGGUCCUGUGCACCGGUGGAACCCUCACCAUGGCUCCGGAUCCCAAUCAAGGUGGGGCGCUGGCUCCGGUGGAAGGGGCGCUGUCCCAGUAUAUGCGGGAAAUGCCCGAACUACACGCCGACAACAUGCCAGAAGUGGUCCUACACGAGUACUUCCCCUUUUACGAUAGUUCCGACCUAGGUCCGGCCGAUUGGGCCCGUCUCGCCCACGAUAUUCGCGCCAACUAUUUGCAUUUCGACGGUUUCGUCAUUGUCAUUGGGACCGACACCAUGGCCUACUCGGCCACCGCACUUUCCUUCAUGUUGGAAAACCUCGGUAAACCGGUCAUCUUCACGGGCAGUCAAAUACCCAUGUGCGAACCGUACAAUGACGGGAGACGCAACCUCAUUAUGGCGCUUAUUUUUGCCUCGCGCGAUACCAUCAACGAAGUCAGCAUCUUUUUUCACGAUCGUUUGUUGCGGGCCUGUCGCGCUACCAAGGUCAAUACCCACCGCUUGUUGGCCUUCGACUCGCCCAAUCAGGAUCCACUCGCUACCAUUGGUAUCACCAUUGACGAAAACGAGCAUCUCGUAUUGCCGCCCGCCAAGGGCGCUCUGCGGGUGCACUCACGGAUGGACACCAGAGUGCUGACUAUUCGACUCGUCCCGGGCUUUGACGACGCCAUGAUUCGAGAAAUGAUCAAUCACAAUCUCCAAACGAACCUGCUCCGUGCACUCGUACUGCAAUUGUACGGCACGGGAAACAUUCCCUCCGUUAAGGAAAGUUUCAUUCAACUCUUGGCCGACGCCUCGGACAAGGGCAUCCUGGUCGUCGCUUCGACCCAGUGUUACACCGGCUCCGUCAUGAUGGGACAUUACGCCGUCGGUAAGGCGUUGGAAAGUGCCGGUGUCGUCAGCGCCGCCGAUAUGACGCAAGAAGCGAUUGCCUGCAAGGUAGGAUAUCUGUACGGACGAGGUGACCUCUCGCACGCCGAGGCGAGUAAUCUUAUGGGGGUUUCCCUGCGGGGAGAAAUAACCCCCCAAGAA
This is a messenger RNA of Phaeodactylum tricornutum CCAP 1055/1, 1601 nucleotides long. RefSeq lists its product with no specific name. The record is from RefSeq and is a predicted model, not a curated record. The transcript has a single exon. Gene Ontology annotation, molecular function: asparaginase activity. The annotation marks the transcript as partial. Lineage: Eukaryota; Bacillariophyta; Bacillariophyceae; Surirellales; Neidiaceae.